Messenger RNA from Malania oleifera, 567 nucleotides. RefSeq lists its product as uncharacterized. The record is from RefSeq and is a predicted model, not a curated record. Lineage: Eukaryota; Viridiplantae; Streptophyta; Magnoliopsida; Santalales; Ximeniaceae. The coding region runs from base 186 to 434 and encodes 82 amino acids. The transcript has a single exon.
AACCACUCAAGGCUAGCAUCGUCUCCUUUAAAAUACCAAGAAGUAAGAACGUUUCCCUUCACUUCAAUUCAUCCCCUUCUCCAUCCUUCACAGUUCCAUUCAUUUCUUGAAGAAAUUAAUUAAACAAAAGCAGAAACAGAGACGCACAGAGCAGAAAGGGAGAGGGCAUUGAUUGGUUGAUUAAUAUGGGCAUGGUGGUGCUGAAGAAAAGCAUUGCUGCGGUGAUGAUCCUGGCGGUGGUUAUGGCGGCAAGUGCGGAGGUGGGCGAAGCGCUGAGCCAAUGCGGGAAAGACUGCAUGCCGGUUUGUCUGAGAGUGGAGGGUGCCACCAUCCCCGCCUGCCAGGUCAGCUGUGAGGAUUUCUGCAACCACGGCGGGAACAAAGGCGGCGGCGGCCAAAUUGACUUCUCGAAAUUCAAGUUUAGUCAUGGUUAAGGACUCCAAAAUAAUGGGAACCCAUGUGUUGUUAAUUCAUGGUGAUCUUUUUCACUUGCCAUAUCUUUUCUCUACGUUUAAUUUAUGGAUGUUAUGUCGCCAAUAAAUUAAAAUUAGCUAAUAUGUAUUUGUA